Messenger RNA from Pecten maximus, 8227 nucleotides. RefSeq names its product A-kinase anchor protein 9-like. The coding region runs from base 127 to 7818 and encodes 2563 amino acids. Lineage: Eukaryota; Metazoa; Mollusca; Bivalvia; Pectinida; Pectinidae. The transcript is spliced from 35 exons. The record is from RefSeq and is a predicted model, not a curated record. Gene Ontology annotation, biological process: signal transduction. Gene Ontology annotation, molecular function: molecular adaptor activity.
UUUGUGGAGUCUCGUGACAGACAGUUGGAAGAGCAGAAAGAACAGAUCGAGGAUUUGGCUGGCCAGCUUGUCAGUAAGGAGCGCUUUGUACAGCAACUGAGAGACCACAUCGAGUCCACUGAGCAGAUGGAGGUCAAGAGUCAACCUGACCGUGACACUGUCAUAGAACAAUUGCAGGAUGAAAACAUGGAAAUGAUGACGAAGAUCAAAUCCCUCCAGGAUAACAUCGCCUCAACACCAAUGCCUGUCCUCAAUCAGAGUCUGAUUAUGGAGAAGAACCAGGAGAUAGACCAUUUAAAUAGUCAGAUUGAACAACUCAACUAUGAGAUUGAGCGUCUCCGUUCCGGACAUGAAAUAGCCAGAUUGCAAGCAGAAGUCGAUCGUCAACAAGCAGAGUUGGAGCAAUCCAAGACCGAUAUUCAGUUCCUGAGGGCAUCUCACGCAUCUACUUUCUCUGGUGACGGUUCUGACGUUGAGGCUCCGGGGGUGACCGAUUCAUUCAGCGAAAAGACGAACCUCCAACAGGAGAUACAUGAUUCAUUUGCCCUGAAGUAUCGGGAGGAGACUGAAGAGAUCCGGGUAGAGCUACAGAAGUCCACGUCCAAAUUAGAGGAACGAGAAGAGGAGAUAGUUUGUCUGCGACAAGAGUUAGAAACUCAACAUAACACUGAUCAGAAUAAAAUCCUGGAGUUGGCAGAAAUAAUUAAACAAAAGCAAGUUGAAAUUUCUAAUCUGAAAGAGAAAUCUGGAGCAAAGACUGACCUCAGCAGUCCCUCUCAGUUGAAAGACGUUGUCCAGGAAAAAGAGAGCCAGAUCGAGCAAAUGACAGUUCAGAUAGAAUCACUUAAUGCAGAGGUGGAAAGUCUUAAUGAUUUCCAGACCAAGCUAUCAGAAGAUUUUGAUCUCGUGCAGUCUAUGCUUGAGGAAAAAGAGCGAGACAUUGACCUCCUCAACAAAGAACUCAUGGAGAAAUCAUCAGAGAGUCCUAGUACUCUUACUGCCCUUGAACUGGAAAUAACAAGAUUACAAAGAGAGGUGAAGGAACGGGAUAAUGUUAUCGAUGAGAAAGCAGAGGAGAUGUAUCUUCUAAAUGAGAAAAUUGAACAGCAGGAGGCAUUGCUAACAGAUUUGAAAUCUCUAGUUGAAGAAAAGGGUUCCAAUGUAGAAUUACCAAAGGAAGUUGAGGAACUCCUGAGGGAAAAGGAAGCCAUUAUCACAGACAGGGACCAAGAGAUCGUCAAACUGAGGGACCAACUUGAUGCUGUCCAAGAGCAUCUGAAGAUAGCUGAGAAUCUACAGCGGAAACUGGAGGAGGCUGGUUUAGUGGAUCCAGAUAUUCUCAUCAAAGAGAAGGAUGUCGAGAUCCAGACUCUUCAGAAAGAGUUGGUUGACUUGAAGAAGAUUAAAGACGUGAUUGGUAAUGAGGGGCUAGAAACUACACAGGGAAAAGAGAGAGAGCUCAUAGAGCAUAUAGAACACCUCGAAGCUACAAAAAUGCAAAAUGAGGCUACAAGACUAAUAUUUGAGGAUCAAAUAUCUACUCAAAUGAAGGAUGCUGAAGAGCUUAGAAAUGAGAUUGAUGCUACAAAACUGAGAUACGAGGCUCAAAUAUCUUCUCAAAUGGAAGAGAUUGUUGAACUGAGAAACGAGCUGGAAACUACUAAAAGGAGAAAGGAAGAUGAGUUACUACAACACAAGGAAGAGAUUGAAGAGCUCAAGAAAGAGCUUAGUUCUGUACCCAGUGAGGAUGAGAUUAGUGAGCUCAGAAUGGAGAUUGCAGGGCUUGAAGACAAACACCAAGGAGUAGAAAGGCAGGAUGUGACUGAAUUGAGAAGGGAGAUAACUGGUCUAAAUGAAGAAACAACGGCCAAGGAUGAGGAGAUUCAGAGGCUGCAAGAGGAAGUAACAAAUCUGAGGCAGGAAGAUACUGCUGAUACUAAGUCUGAGCUGGACAGUCUCCGGGAGGAAGUCAUUCAACUCCAGCAGGAUCUUCACCGUGCUAGGUCUUUCGAUUCAGAAAUAUGUCAAAAAGAAACACCAAGAGCUGCCACCUUGGAAUUUCCAUCCCAAGAAAGCCAGCAAAGGCUAGGAGAAGAGAGUGGAGUGUCUCAGGGUAACUUAGUUGGAUUUGUACCCCAAACAAGUAUGCCAGAGAUUGAGCCCCAUGAGGUUAUAGAGGACCAUAUUCUUCCAGAGACUUCGGAGAGAAAUCAAAGUCCUCCAACAAGUAGUGCUACAGAAGAGAAAGCAAAGGCCCUGGAAGAGAAAGAUCCCAGUUUGGAAAAGGAAGUGGAGACAAUGAAAGCCCUGGAAAAUAAAAUACUUAGUUUGGAAAGGGAAAAUGAAACAACCAAAAUCCUGGAAGAGAAAGUCCGUAGCCUGGAAAAGGAGAUUGCUAGCUACAAAAGUCUGGAAGAGAAAAUUCAGAGUACCUCAAGUGGGAUUUCCUCAGACGAAAAAUCUCUGACAAUGGAGAGAAAGGUUGUAGAACUGGAGCAAAAGCUUGACAUGUUCAAAGAUUUAGAGGUGAGUGUAGAGGAUCUUAAAGAGAAGGAUGAGGAAAUAUUGAUCCUUCGUGAGGCACUCAACGCAAUGAAAAGUGGGGAGGAGGAACUCAACAGCCUCCUACGGGAAAAGGAUGACAGCCUGAUGGAGAUGGAGGAUAAACUGGAAGGCUUACAGGCUGAUGGAGAGCCAUCCGAAGGGGAGGUUACAGCACACUUGGCCACUAAGGAAAAAGAGUACAAGAUACUACAAGAGGAAUACUUACAGGCCACAUCAAAGCUGUCAGAUGCUAUCACCACGCUACAGCAAAAGGAAGAGAAACUGUCACAGACAUCUGCACAACUAUCGGAGCGCGAGGAACAGUUGCACUCACUCCAAGGGGAGCUACAACUCCUGCAGCAGGAAGGUGACGAGAACCAGAUACAAGAACUGAAGUCUGAGUUACAGGAAGCAAAACGUGACCUGGCUGUACUCCAGAGAGAGAAGGAUGCAGAGUUUGAGGACAUGAAAGAGAAAUUAACACAAGCAGUAGAGUUCAGCGAAUCGCAACUACAACAGGUUGAAGAGAAAGAGGAGGAGUAUGUGAAACUGAGGCUGGAAAUGCAACAGGCCAAUGUCAACCAUGACAGAUUAGUCAGGGAUCUUCAACAGCAGCUAGAAAAAUCUGAGGCUGAAAGGGAAGAUGAAGUCACAAGUCUGAAAAACACCGCUAACAUGACCCACGCAGAGCAGAUCAAGGUGAUAUCUGACCUUCAGAACCAGAUUCAGCAGCUGCAGGCAGUCACCGAAUCCACUGCAGGAGGAGGAGAUGCCUUAGCAACAGUCACCAACCUUCAGACAGAAAUUAUGGAAAAGAAUGAAGCUGUUGAAGUGUUGGAGCAAGAAUUAAAAAAGUCCAAACUUGCGAUAGAGGAAAAAGCUGAGGAGCUUGAAAAAAUUCUAGAAGAACUGCAAAAAGCUCGUACUUCACAGGUGAGGAAUGAAGAGGAGCUUGAGGCAAAAGCACAGGAGCUUGACUUGGUUUAUGCUGAUCUACAUAAUAGCAAGCAAAGUCUUAAGGCCACAGUUGAAGAGCUUGAAACGAAAGCUCAGGAGCUUGAGAAAAGAGCUCAGGAGAUGGCCAAGCUCCAAGGGGAGCUUGAUCAGUCGUCAGGGAUCGGGCUAGACCUAGAAGUGGAUAUUAUUCCAGAGAUAGCACAGAAACGAAUUAACAGUCUUCAGAUGGAGCUGAACGCUUCCAAGGCAGCCCUAUUAGAUCUUCAGCAACAAAACACCUCGAUGAUGCAAGAUAACAGCCAGGUUCAAAAUGAAUCUAGGGAACAGAGGGCAGCACCUCUCUUACGUCUCCGUAGUGACAGCCAGGAAAGCGAAGAAGACUUCUCAACACUAGAUACAUCAACUCUGCGACUGAAAAUGGUGGCACUCACUAAGGAACUGAGGCAGACUUCAUCAGAAUUGGAACUGUUCCGAUCAUCUGCAUCACUCACAGCUAAAGAUUACGUCAGGAAAGUGAUGGAGUUAAGGGAAGAGUUAUCCCAUCAACACCAGCGUCACAUUCAUGACAUCCAGGAGCGUGCACGCCACGAUGCUGACACCACACUGAUGCAGCUUCGCAUCCGCUACGACGAUGAGAUUGAGCACCUGCAUGAGCUACAUCAGAAGGAACUGGAUAACAAAAUCAGCGAGGUCAAGCGUGACAUGAAUAAACAACACAAGACAGAGAUCAAUCGGCUGUUGGCACGGCACAAACAAGAAAUGGAGCUGGCCAAGGUCCAGGAACCAGUCCUCGCACAAGACAAGUCGAACAUGGACCACGUUGAGAGAUUACAAGCAGAGAUCUCUUUGUCGGAGAAACUCGACAAUCGUCUACGACAGUCACUGUCUGACACUGCCCAAGGUCAAAGUCAGACAGACAUUGGAGAUGCUGGUAGUAUUGCAACCUCCACAGCAACUGACCUGUCCUUCAGCGAAAAUGUUCCAGCACAUCUUCAGAACCUUAUGGAACGGCUCCACAAAGAAAAUGUCCAAUUGCUGACCAUGUCUGAGUUACAGUUCUUAAAUCGACACCUCGGUGCUGAAAAGGUAGACAAGGAGGCAGAUAUUUCAGCACUGCAGUCCUCAUGGGACAAUGAGAAACAGAGUCUUAUGUCAGCUGUAGGCUCGCUGAAGGACCUCCUCGCUCAAACUCACAAGCUACGGGGAUUAGACAAGGACAAUGAGGCAGAGUUGUCGGACUUUUCUGCGGAGAUCACGGACUGGAGGGGAGAACUCUUGCAGUCUGUUGGUUAUGUAUUUGCCAAAGAAAGGGAAACGUUGCUGGCAGAACUCCGCACACAUGUAAUGUCUCACCCAAACAUCGAUCUCACUGAGAUACAUAAACUAGAAAAGAAAAUCAGAAACUCCGAGAGCCACCAGCGGUCAGCCCUUGACCAGAUAUUCCAUGCAGAUCGCCAGUCACUACUUGCAGAGAUUCGUGACUUACGGGCCCACAUCAACAUUAGUCAGAUCCGGAGUCAGGAGGAACGAGAACGACUUUCUGACCAACUCAAUGAUGUUGAGGAUCAGGGCAACAAACGAGAACGUCAACUCAAACGACAGGUUAAACUGCUGGAGUAUAAACUCCAACAGGAGAAAAUUCUACAAGAUGAUAUCCACACCAGCCUGGAUACGGAACGUGAACGUACUACCGAACUCUCUAGCUCAUUGAGUCGAGAAAAGAUGAGCAACCUUGACUUUCAGACAGAUGUGGCCAAUUUGAACCUCCAGGUCACUAAACUCAAGGAUAGCCUAGAGCGCGAACAGAGUCGAUUUGUCUCUGUGACUAAGAAGGAAGCUGGUGGUAUUUACAACGAUAUUUUUGCUUUGGGGGGCGCUUUGGAGGAGGAGAAGGGAAAAUGCCACACUCUUGGAGAGAGGUUGGAAGCUGAGAAGUACAAAGUUCGUGACCUCAAGAAUGACCUUGAUGAAGCCAAGGUUAGGUCAGAGGUCAGGGAUAAGAUUAACAGCACCAUAGAGAAAUUGGAGUCUGACCUGAUGACAGAGCGGGACAUGAGAAUAAAAUUGGAAAAUUCUCAUGAACUAGAUAGAGUGAAGAUCAACACCCUCCAACAAGAUCUCAAUACAGAGCGCAGGAACUUACAGAUGUUUGAGGCUGAAUACGAAACCAAAGUCACAGAAUUAAAAACGGCUCUAGAGCUGGAGAAAAUCCGUGCUUCAGAUCUAGUCAGUGCAUUGGAAAAAGAACAAACAGCUUGCCAUAAUCUACGACAGAAUUUGUAUGAACAACAAAAUUCUGCAGAAAAAUCUGACAACAGAAGUAUCGUAGAGGACCUUCAGGUUGCCUUGGAAACAGAAAAGGCCAUGGUGAUGGAUUUACGAGGUGCACUUGAACAUGAAAAACAUCGCAUGGCUGGGAUGGUUGCCGCUGUAGAAUCGGAACGGACGGCCAUGCAAGACCAAGUUGGGCAAGAAAGGGAGACAACUCGCCAGAUUAAGCACGAACUUGAUACUCUACAGCUACAGAAUCUGGAAUUCACUCGCAUGUUUGAACGCGAGCGGGACCAGGUGUCUCGUCUGAAGGCCGAGCGGGAACAACUCCGUUCAGAGGUGAAGAGCAUCAAGGAUGCUGAUAAUGAAAGGGAGCGACUGCGUGAUACAGAAAAAAUGUCAGACAGACGCCGACUAAGACAUGUGGAACGAGAGAGGGAUGAUCACAAAAUGAAACUGCACGAGCAGACAUUAGAGGCCCAGAGACUCACACAGAAGGUACUAGACCUUCAAGAUCAGCUGGCCGCGAGCCGCGAGAAGGAACUGGAGGCUAUCCGGGACCUGGAGCAUGAGCGCCUGUCAUCAAUACACUCUCAGCUUUAUGAUGGGUUUCAGCAGAAUGGAUCUCAAAGAGGAACAUCACAUGUCAAUCAUGAUCAAUGGAAUGUUUAUAAGGCUCAGCUGCAGAGUUUGAGUCAGAGCCUGCAGUAUCUUAUUCUACAGCACAGGGACAGUUUGGACAGAACCUCCAAAUCAGAGGGAAGCAGGGAAAUGCAGCAUGCACUCAGUGACCUUCUUGGUGAAUUAAAACAACUUCAGAUGCCAUUGGAAUUUGAGUCACAGAGCGAGGCUAACCUGUUGGCUAGGCCGAAUCCUUCUGUAAUUAAUGAACGAGUGCUGCGUCACAACGCUGAACUCACCAGCUUUGUGACACGCCUGACUGAGGAGAAAAUGGAUCUGCGUAACUCACUUGGACAUUUAGAGGAACAGCUGUGGCACUACCAACAAAGGGGAACAACUCAACAGAAUGGGGACACAACUGAUACUGCUACAAAACAGUUUGAGGAGCGUGCUAGCUGGGCCAAAGAGAGGCUGUCCCUCCAACUUGCUCUCAAUGAUGCUGAACAGCGCAUUGAUCAGCUUACAGCUAACCUGAGGAUGGAACAUGACCGACGGUCAGUGAUGAGCAGCAACGGUUCUGAAACUGACCGAGAGAAGAUCCAGAGACUGUAUGGUAAAUACCUCCGAGCAGAAAGUUUCCGAAAGGCCUUGGUGUACCAGAAGAAAUACUUGUUACUGCUCCUAGGUGGUUUCCAGGACUGUGAAGAAACAACGCUUGCCAUGCUUGCCCAGAUGGGAGCAUAUCCCUCUCCUGAGGAUGUCGGUCAACAUCAAUAUCGACGACGUCCCUAUCAUACCUUCAGAAGUGCUGCAAGGGUCAUUGUCGCAAUCACAAGGAUGAAGUAUCUUGUGAAAAAAUGGCGGCGGGCCACGAGGGUCGGAUCUCCUGUUGUAGGCGGCUCCAUCAACACUCAGCAAGCCUACAUGCCAACUGACAAUAGUUUUUCACCCCCAAGAUUAACAAGUAGUAGGAGUUUUUCACCUCCAAGAAUUAAUGGGUCUCCUGCAUAUAAUUCGGGCAUGAUUGUGACACGCCCAUCUCGAGUCACAUUUUCAUCAUCUUCACUUCCCGGAGACUCCGACUCAAACUCUCCUUCGUCCUACCAACCCAUAAUGUCACGUCCUCCUCCAGCAGCUGUGGGAUCUACCCCCCCUACAAAAGACUACAGUCUCAUGAGGAACUCCCACAGCCCUAACUCUGGUGCUAGAAGAAAACUUUUAUCUUCAUCUCAUAAAACAAAACACAGCACAAAUAGUUCUCAAAGUUCCCAUGGAUACCAAGGUGCCACCUCAAGUAAACCAGAACAACCUAAGGAGGCUCUCCACGACGACUACAUCAAACGCCUUGAAAAUCUCCAGAAAACGCUCAGUAGUAUGAGUAGCUCAGGUACGCCACGCCGAGGCUCAUCAUCUCAUUAUCACUGACAUGGUGUCAGUACAUGUCGUUAUAUGACUGACUUUUGAUGUCAUGUCGCCAAUAGUGCUUGUCACAUAAAGUUGAUACAUAACCUCAGUGUAUUGGGACCGAUUUGUACUUCAUCAAUAGUGCAGCAUCAUUAUGUUAUUUUAAUAGAACAAGACUGAUAUUAUAUCUCAGAGUUUAUCAACUAAUAUACGGAACCGUUUUGUAAGUUGGAAGAAAUAUUUAAACAUUCUUAAAGUUUAUUGUUUCUUAAUUAAAGACUUCAUGAAAAAAAGUACAUCAUUUUCUUCAUUCUACAACUGAUGUUACAUGUCAUGUUAUAUAACACAUCAUUUCGGUAUGUCAUGUUAUAUAACACAUCAUUUCGGUAUGUCAUGUUAUAUAACACAUCAUUUCGGUAUGUCAUGUUAU